GAUCAUCUGUUAUGAUGUUGUAGAUCUGUUACAAAUAUGAUUAUCUGUGGCAUGAGGUGUAAAGGCUCUCUUGCAUCUUGGACUCAGCAUGAUGGCUGACUUACUAUGUAAUUAUUUCUAAUAAUACAAAUAAAACAAAGUACAUAAACUACCAAGUGUUUAAUUACGAUAUAUACAAUCGUAACAUGGCGCUGCGGCAAUAAGAUCCCAUAGUAAGUAACAAAAAACUAUUGGGAAAAGAAAACUGGUUUGGGACGCCAUAUUGGGUAAAGAAAAUAUUCAAAAUGGAUAUGUUAAGACCACCAACAGCACUCAAUUUGACAGGAAAUAAUAUAAAAAAUGCUUUCAAAAAUUGGAAACAGAAAUUUCUACUGUAUUUUGAGGCGAGCGGUGCAAAAGAUAAAUUGACGGAGAAACAACAAACGGCCUUACUGUUGCACAGCAUUGGGGAUGAAGGAUUAGUCAUUUACAACACAUGGGAAGACAAAGAAAAACUGUUGUAUCUGGAAAUACUAAAAAAGCUUGAAGAACAUUGUAGCCCGCCCAGUAAUGAAACAUAUAAUAGACAUAUCUUUUUCAACAGAAAACAAAAAGAAGGGGAAAAUGUAGAAGAAUUUGUAACAGAGUUAAAAAAACUAAGUUUAGAUUGCAAUUUUGAUAAGUUGAAAGACGGACUAAUUAGAGACCAAAUAAUUAUAGGACUGAUAGACAAUGAACUUAAGGAGGAACUACUAGGCGUGACAGAUUUGACUUUAGAGAAAUGCAUAAACAUGAGCAGAGCGGCAGAAACAACUAAGGCUCAGAUGGUGUCUAUAAAGAACAAAAGCGAAGUUGCUAGGGUAGAGAUCGGAACAGGACAGAAGAGACCAAGUAGACCAAUGAAAAAGGAGCACUAUAGUGAGAAAAGGCAGCCCUCGAGGAGCAGAGAGAGAAAACCGAGUCAAGCAAACCACACCAACUCUAGAAGACCCUGUGGCAAAUGUGGAAGACAGCAUGGCUAUGCAAAGUGCCCAGCAUUUAAUAAGAAGUGUGUCAAGUGUGGCAAAUACAACCAUUUUGCAGCCAUGUGUCUUAACAAAACUUGUGGUUCUGUCUAGGUGAACUUCCAUAUGAAUAUAAAAUUAAAUUACAAGACAAUAAUGUACCGAUAGCUGAGCGACCCCGGAAAAUACCAUUUAAAUUAGAAGAAAAAGUGAAAUCUGAGUUGGACAAACUGGAGCAGGCAGGUGUCAUAAGGAAAGUUACCGAGCCAACGGAAUGGGUAAAUUCAAUGGUAGUUACAAAAAAACCUUGUGGAAAUAUUAGAAUUUGCUUAGAUCCUCAGAAUUUAAAUAAAUAUAUAAUUAGAGAACGGUAUAAAAUGAGCACUUUUGAGGAAUUAGUAGCCAAAAUGCCUUCUGCUAAAUACUUUAGUGUUUUAGAUGCAUCAAAAGGAUUUUAUAUGGUGAAAUUAAGUGAGGACAGUCAAUUAUAUACAACAUUUAAUGCUGGUAACUUUGGUAGAUAUUGCUACAAACGCUUACCCUUCGGUUUGAACUCGGCCCCUGAAGUAUUCAGUAAAUAUUUUGCAGAUAUCUUUAAAGACAUUAAUGGAGUAGAACAGUAUGUUGAUGAGCUUAUAGUAUGGGGGGAAACACUUGAACAACAUAAUGAAAGAUUAAAAAUGGUGUUAGAAAAAGCAGAAAAAUCAGGUGUCAAAUUUAAUAAAGAUAAAUGUCAAUUUGGGGUAACAGAAGUAAAAUAUGUAGGACAUAUUUUGAGUGGUGAUGGUAUAAGACCUGAUCCAGAGAAAGUUAGAGCUAUUGUAAGUAUGGAAGAGCCUAAAAGUAAAAAACAAUUGCAAACAAUAUUAGGAAUUGUCACAUAUGUAGCAAAGUUUGUACCUAAUCUGUCAGAUGUAACUUUUUCAUUGAGAGAACUACUUAAAAAAGAUUCUGAGUUUAUAUGGGGUGAAAAACAGAAGAAUGAUUUUGAGAAACUAAAACAAGUGUUAACUUCACAACCGGUUUUAAAAUACUUUGAUAUUGAUUCUCCGAUAACUUUAUCAGUGGACAGUAGUAGUACAGGACUAGGCGCAGUCUUACUUCAGAAUAAUUCACCGGUAGCAUAUGCAUCUAAAGCUUUA
This is a messenger RNA of Leguminivora glycinivorella, 2125 nucleotides long. RefSeq lists its product as uncharacterized. NCBI's taxonomy places the organism in Eukaryota, Metazoa, Arthropoda, Insecta, Lepidoptera, Tortricidae. The record is from RefSeq and is a predicted model, not a curated record. The transcript has 3 exons. Bases 285 to 1097 code for a protein of 270 amino acids.